Spirodela intermedia is the source of this 2175-nucleotide messenger RNA. NCBI's taxonomy places the organism in Eukaryota, Viridiplantae, Streptophyta, Magnoliopsida, Alismatales, Araceae. The record is from the annotation of a GenBank genome assembly.
AUGAUUUCGAGCUUCGGAUGGGUGAAGACAGGUGGCAUCUUCCCGUCUGGGUGGGGCAGCGGAGGGCGGAAGAGGAGGGGAACGACGCCAUUCCUAGUGAUAGCGGGAGUUGGAGCUCCGGCGAGCGGAAGUAGCAGCAGCGGGACAGAGAAGCUGAGAACCCAACUCGACCUGCUUCGAGAGGAAGCCGAGCUGACGAGGUCGAAAGGUUGGUUUUCGCUUCUUCUUCGCUUCUCUUCUCGUUCACGAUGUUCGCAUGAACCAUCUGCAAUCGUGACGGCUGGUCGAUUUCCCUCUUUGAAUGCACAACAAACAUAAAAUUCUUCGAUAAUUGUAUCUUAGCAUAGAAACUACAGAUUCUCUUCGCGCAUUCACUGUGAUCUUGUUGGUUGAUAGGGUGGAUUUCCCCUCAUGUUCUGUGAUGUUCUCCUCUGUUCAGCCAACAGCGCGAGGCUCAGGCUCCUGCGGUUGUCUGAGGCGGCUGAGAAGCUCCGUAGACGAGCGGCAGUCGAUAUUCAGAAUGGCAAAGAAAAUGAAGCUAGAGAACUGCUCCUACAGAAGAAGAAGGUGAUGCAAGCUUUGGAUAGGUCGAAGAACCGCAUCGAGUUGCUUGACGAACUUUCUUCAAAGCUUAAUGAGGUACAGAACUUGCUGUGAUUCUGAACCCUCAUAUCUGACCUAUAAAACUAGGGCUUCCUUACGUUGUUCUUUUCAAUGCUUCCCAUUAGAUUCUACUCGUAUCUUGAAUCCCAUACACUUACUUUUCAAUCCAGUGGUGAAAAUAAUCUAGGUUUUCUUGAAGUUGAUGCAUUCACAGAAUUAGAACUUAAAUUAAAAUUAAAAUCAAAUUUAACUACCCAGGAAUUCAUGAGCUAAAUUUGUGCAUCUGGAGAUAUUUCUCGGUUUUCUUCAAGUUGAUGCAUUCGUUGAAUUAAAACUAAAAUUUAAAUUAAAAUCAAAUUUAACUACCCAGGAAUUCAUGAGCUAAUUUUGUUCGUCUCAUAGUGAUUACUGUUUGGCUAUUUUCUUUAUUUUGGCUUGUACCCAGAUGAUCGCCUUCUUUAAAUCUGAAUGUUUCCAAGUCACAGUUUUUUUUUUUUUCUUUGAUCGAAUCAUCAAAAAUACCUGAUCAUCAAAUAUUAAUAAAAAUGAAAAUAUUCCAGCUGCUGCUGCAUUCCACUUAACCUUCAUCCAUGGUUUUAUUUUUCUUUUUAUGAUUAACUUUCCUGUAAAACAUACUGAUAUACGGAAAUCAUGGUAGGCUCCACCGCAUCUGACCAUCCAGAACACCUGAACCAACCGAGCAUGUCCUGAAAUUUCAUAUCUGGAUCUAAAGGAUCCAAAUGUUAAAUUUUUAGCCUCUCCAUUUCUUCAUCUUUUUCCUUGAGAAUUGCCCCACAUGUUAUUAACCUGCAUUUGCCGUUAUUAACCUGCAUUCUUCAUCUUUAAUUAUGUACUCUGCCAUAAACUGAAUUUUUUUUAGUUUUUGGGUCAAAAUUGAGAAGGGUUCUUCAGCCCUCUCUUUCACUCUACCAUAAACAGAAGAUUUUAUUAGUUCUUGGGCUCUCCUUUUGAUGUAUCAAGUCCGUAAUUCAUGUUCAGGCAAUAUCUCUGAAGGAGGAGCAAUUAAUUGGAAACCUCACCCACAUGAAAUUUAGCAUAGAUGAUGCUCAGCAACCAGUUCACAUCAUCUCCCCAAGUGAUGAGGUCGGGGAAGAUUCAGAUGGGAGUGUUCUUAUUAAUUCAAGCUCUCCCAGUGAAUCUGUUGGGGAAGAUGCAAAUGCGAGUGAACUUAUUAAUCCAAUCUCUCCUGGUGAUGCUGCUGAGGAGGAUUCAAAAAUGGGUGGGCAAAUUAAAAUUAAUUCACGCCUUGACGAUGAGAUAGAUGCAGCCCGGGAGAAUCUACAGCAUCUUGAUGAGGAAACUGGAAGAAGCAGUUCAAUGGACGGCGAUGAAAAAGGGAAUUUCUUGAGGGAAAUAGCCUGUUUCGAUGAUUUUCUGUGGCAUGUUGAUGGGCAUCUCAGGGAAGCUGAAACUGAUCUCACCUUGCUCUUAAAAUCGUCGACUUUGUUGAUGGAAAAUGAGCAAGAGCAGAGGAGUUCCAGGGUCCAGCAGGCAUCACUGAUUCUUGGGGACAUUUCCAGAACCCGGAGGAGGUCAGUUGAUUCUUCUUGA